GACAGGAUAUUGCAGUUACAUGCACAACCAAAUCUGCCUAUUACUAGGCGGGGCUUCAAAAAGAAAGUUAUUUACGGUGCGUUUUCUUUCAGCUUGCAUUCUUCUGUGAGCGGAGCUUCAGAGGAGAAGGGCUGAGAUCACUUGUUUCUGGAAGACAAAAUGAGUAAUACCAGUUGUCCUCAACCAGAUAAGAAAUUAUUUGAACAUACAAUUCUGCCUAGUCUUCACAUCUUGGUGUUUAUUGUUGGACUGAUUGCUAAUGGAUGGGGAUUGAACUCUUUGCGGAACAACUGGAGGAAACUGGGAAAUAUCAACAUCUUUGUCCUAAACCUUGGACUAGCAGACAUUUUGUAUCUGCUCACUCUCCCCUUUCUGAUCGUGUACCACCUUAAAGGAAAUAAAUGGAUCUUUUUAGAAGAAUUCUGCUUGGUAACAAGAUUCUGCUUCAACCUGAAUCUGUACUGCAGCAUCGGGUUCCUCACCUGUAUAAGUGUGUACAGGUACCUGUCCAUUGUCCAUCCCAUGAGAACGAUGGGGAGAUUAACUACGACUCACUCUGUGGUCAUCUCAAUCGCCGUUUGGAUUCUGGUGUGUGCUCAAAGUUCUCCAGACAUGUCCUACGAAAAAAUAUUUAUGAACGGAUCAAAAUGCUUUGACACCACUUCUUAUGAACAUUCUGAGAGUUACCUGGAUUACACCAUCGGAUGGACCUUCUUUGGAUUCUGCAUUCCUUUUGCCAUCAUUGUGGGCUGCUAUGGACAUGUGACUGUUGUUAUCUGUCGCUCAAAAACGAUUGACAAGAAUGUGAAACAACAACUCUUAAAGCUUUUAGCUAUAUUGAUUCUUCUCUUCUUGCUUUGUUAUACACCCUACCAUGUCUUCAAGAACCUCAGCAUGUAUUCCAGAACUUUGAUUAGUAAGGGAACGUGCCCUGGUUGGGAUCAUGGAGUCUUUAUAAUGCGUCAGGCAAGUCGUGGUCUUGUGAGCCUGAACAGCGCUCUCAACCCGCUGGUUUACUUGCAUGUAAAUGAGGAUAUGGGUGAUCAGUUCAGGCUGAUGUUCAGAUGCUGUUUCAAGCUGAAAUCUAGGUCUGUAUCUGUAUCUCAGACUGAGCAAGAAGCUAAAAAUAUUAUAUGACAAUAGCACUUAUGUUUUUAACCAUAUCAUGAGUGAAAAUGUUUCACACUUCUGUACGCUUUCUAUUCCUCCAACAUAUUCACUCUCGUUGCCAGAUUCUAAAACAUUCAUAAUCAAAUCAAGUCUAACCAGUUUUAGUUUUACUGCUGGUAUAAAAUCUGCAGUCUCUUUUCUUAUUCAUUGUGCUGAAUGUGGUUUUUUUUUCUUGUUCACACAGUAUCAAAAUUAUACAUAGCUCUUUGAAAAAGUUUUUGUUCCCUUUCAUAAUUUUUCUUCUACUUCUUUUUUGCCACAUGCAAAUGUUUAACAUCAAACACAUUGUGAUAGAAGACAAAUGUAUCUAGAGGAAGUACAAAAUGUUGUUUGUAGUAAAAGUUAUGCUUUUAUUGAUUGAAAAAGGGAAAACACAGGAAACAUAAUUCCUUCUAAGCAGAAUAAAUGUUUUGGUUUUCA
Molecule: messenger RNA, 1590 nt
Organism: Xiphophorus couchianus (Monterrey platyfish)
Lineage: Eukaryota; Metazoa; Chordata; Actinopteri; Cyprinodontiformes; Poeciliidae
Product: P2Y purinoceptor 1-like
Exons: 1
Coding region: 160-1137 (325 amino acids)
Biological process (GO): G protein-coupled receptor signaling pathway
Cellular component (GO): membrane
Molecular function (GO): neuropeptide receptor activity
Source: RefSeq, a predicted model, not a curated record